CCGAACCGAACCGAAACCAAUCCGAUAUCCGGAUUGAACACCCGUAAUCCAAAUGAAGCCAAACUAUUGUUUCAUUCUUCAAAAUAUAAUAAAAAUAAUAACUUAAUCCCGCGCAAGGCGCGGGUCUUAUCCUAGUAGCAGUUAUAUUUUUCUAGGUCAACCGACACUUUCUUCUAGCUUUUUUCACCUCUUUCAUUCUUCUCUGAUCAUAGCAGUUAUAUUUUCAUUUACAAAAAUAUCAACAAAGUAAGGUCAAUUUUCUUUCUUUUCCUUAGAAGUAGAUGAGAGAAGAAGAUCAGCAUUUACCUAUACGAAUAAAUUAGGUCCUUUAAUGUAAACUUUUUAUAUUUCUUCAUAUUUUAUAGUUCUAUUUGAGCCAAUCUAUCUGGUUUUAUCAGCCGUGCCAGAAGCAGAUACAAAAGCUGAUGAUGGCACAUGGCAGCAAAACUAUCAAUUUUAUUUUGACCUAAAGACAAAAUUAUAUAAUAAAUACAGAUGAUUAGGUGAUACUAUGUUGUCUGUUAAUGCUCAUCGUGUAUCUUCUUUAAACCCAAUUUGCUUUUUAAUUAUCUCAAAAUGUCUUUGAAUAUUCAAGUGUCUCUCUCUCUUGAUUUUGUGUUUGUUUGUAUCUGAUAGUAGUUGCAACAUAAGUUUUCUGACUUUUAUAUCUCUUACUUCCCUAAAAAAAAUAGUAGUAUUUUUAAAGAACAAACAUCAAGUCUUGAUUUAUAUUUAUUUAUAUUAUAGCGAAUAAGUCAUUAAUUCCUCUGUAAUUCGCAUUUCGUAUUAAUUCUUUGCACAUAGGAAGCAAAGGUAAAUGGCAUUGGAGAAAAACAAAAAUGUGGAUAAUGUGAAUUUGAAGCAGAGGAAUAUUGUCUUGGUUGGAAUGUUGUUGUUGUUCAUUUUUGUUCAACUUCUCGUGAGCUCUUCUUCUCUUACUUGUUAAAUUUUAAUCAUUUAUAGUUACUCUUUAGUCUUUACUAAGUAUUUUUUUGUAUGGUUCUGAUUUAUGGAACUUGGAUGAUAUGAUUCAGGUCGUGCCUUGAAAAACAAGUCAUCAUUGGAUCGGUACUUAGAACUUUACAGUGAAUUCUACUCAACAAAGAAGGUAGCUUCACGUCUUUUUAUGGGUUUAUUUCGAGUAAAGACACGAUUCUUACCAUUGGGUAACAGAGAAUAUUUGGGGUUUGAGAACAGAUUGAGCUCAAAGGAGAAGUUUUGAAGGGAAACUCAGUACAAGCGGUUUGUUAAAGAGGCAAAGAGAUACAACGCUAUGUCCAUUGUUGUUGGAGUUAAACAUCAAAGAAAGUUAAGUCUUAAAGUAGCUAAAGGCUGCGCAAAAGAGCUUCCGCCAACAACUGAUGUUUUGGCCAUCUACAGAGGAAAUAUAUUCUUUAGACGUUCCAACUAUUACCAACCACCUCUUGCUCAAAAUACAAGUCCAAGACCAAGUUCUGAGCUUUAUAAUGGGACUUUCAGACAAAGACAUCGAACUCAAAACCGAAGAAUCGACAGUUAAAAGCCGAGUUCUCGAGAUAACAAGCCAAGAGAGGAGGAGAGUUUCGGGUAGAUCGCUUUCUCUUCCACAUGUAGAGGUAAUGGACCAGAAACCAGGUUGGCCGCUGCUAAGAACAACCACUUUGGCUACUCCUGUGGUUCAACAUCAGACUCGAAAAGUCUCAGUUGUCAACUGGGUCAUGAGCUUGCCUGAACGGUUUCCAAAUCUGACUUCUCAACAAAGCUUUUGCGAUUCACAACUUAAAGACAUACUAAAGGAAAUAAACAAAUGGUUUAGCUAUGAUGUUCUUAAGACAGCAACAUCUGAUUUCUCUUCAGAGAAUCUAAUCGGAAAAGGAGGAUGUAACGAAGUCUAUAAAGGGGUUCUUGAAGAUGGGAAAGAAGUUGCGGUGAAGAUCUUGAAAUCAUCUGGUAAAGAAGCAGUGAAUGAUUUUAUUCAAGAAGUGAGAAUAAUCUCUUCUUUGAGUCACCAAAACAUCUCUCCUCUGAUCGGUAUCUGCGUUCACUACAACGACCUAAUCUCGGUUUACAAUCUCUCAUCCAGAGGAAGUUUAGAAGAAGCCCUUCAGGGUAAGCAUGUAUUGGAAUGGGAAGAGAGAUUCCAGAUAGCAAUUGGGUUAGGGAAAGCUCUUGAUUAUCUUCAUAACCAAUGUUCUAAUCCUGUGAUCCACAGAGAUGUUAAAUCUUCCAAUGUUCUCCUCUCGGAUGAGUUUGAACCUCAGCUUUCGGAUUUCGGGCUUUCGAUGUGGGGUUCAAACUCUAGUGGAUACACAAUACAAAGGGACGUGGUGGGGACGUUUGGAUACCUAGCUCCUGAGUACUUCAUGUACGGAAAAGUCAGCGAUAAAGUCGAUGUUUAUGCCUUUGGUGUAGUUUUGCUUGAACUCAUAUCAGGAAGAAUUACUAUUUCGUUUGAUAGCCCAAGAGGACAAGAGAGUUGGUCAUGUGGGUAAGUGUUUGUUUUUUGGUUACUUGUGAUGCAAGAAACCAACGUUGAAACCUAAAAAAGAAAUUACUUGGGUUG
Molecule: messenger RNA, 2542 nt
Organism: Brassica rapa (field mustard)
Lineage: Eukaryota; Viridiplantae; Streptophyta; Magnoliopsida; Brassicales; Brassicaceae
Product: proline-rich receptor-like protein kinase PERK8
Biological process (GO): protein phosphorylation
Molecular function (GO): ATP binding; protein kinase activity
Source: RefSeq, a predicted model, not a curated record